CUCCUUACAUUCAUUUUAGGGACUGAAGAGAGAAGUUCAACCGCUACAGUCAUGCAGCCGGUUGCAGUGCAGCCAGUGCCUGUCACACAUAUAGUGACAAUAGCAAAUGGGAGUUCUUGGAGCUCAGGGGUCUGUGACUGCUGUGAUGACUGCGGCAUAUGUUGCUGUGCAUUUUGGUGCUUCCCCUGCUUCCAGUGUAAAACAGUUAGUGAUUUUGGGGAGUGCCUGUGUUUGCCCCUAAUGGAUCCUAUGUGUAUGGGGUAUGCUGGCUGUAGUGGAACCUGUGCUCCCAUCUCUCUGGCAAUGAGAGCGGCCGUUCGAGAAAGACACAAGAUCCAAGGCUCAAUCUGUGAUGACUGCUGUAUGAUGUACUGGUUAUAUUCAUGCUCCUGGUGUCAAAUGGCUCGUGAGAUUAAGAAACGCAAGCAACCGUUCUCCCUUGUAAAUGCCCAGACUACUAUCAUACACAACCCAGUUCAUCCCCAGACAUUACAAUAUUCUUAACUAAAAUCUACUACUGUGAUUGCUCUUCCAACAUCAAAAUGACAUGUCCUUGAGUUUGCUUCAUGAUACUGUAAUUCCUAUAGAAUGCUCAUAAAAUAACUAACAUAUAAUAAAUAAAGUUAUUUUAAAUUAAAAUAAUACAUUCAAAUUGCAAUGUUUAUAAAGAAUGACAUAAAUUCGAAAAGGUUAAAAUAUUUAAUAGACAUCGUUAAAUAUAUCAGAAUCUCAUGAUUAAAAAUGAUUGGUAUUA
Messenger RNA from Bombina bombina (fire-bellied toad), 754 nucleotides. Its product is annotated as cornifelin homolog. The transcript is spliced from 4 exons. The record is from RefSeq and is a predicted model, not a curated record. NCBI's taxonomy places the organism in Eukaryota, Metazoa, Chordata, Amphibia, Anura, Bombinatoridae. Bases 52 to 504 code for a protein of 150 amino acids.